Molecule: messenger RNA, 4889 nt
Organism: Paramormyrops kingsleyae
Lineage: Eukaryota; Metazoa; Chordata; Actinopteri; Osteoglossiformes; Mormyridae
Product: alpha/beta hydrolase domain-containing protein 17A-like
Biological process (GO): regulation of postsynapse organization; protein depalmitoylation
Cellular component (GO): endosome membrane; plasma membrane
Molecular function (GO): palmitoyl-(protein) hydrolase activity
Source: RefSeq, a predicted model, not a curated record
CAGGGCAGCAGUUAAAAAAAAUACCGUGGCUAACGUUGUUAGCAGGUCGGCUAGCGACAAUUAACAGUUUAGCGCAUGAAUGUCUUCAUAAUACCGCGGUGAUUAAGGCGCAGGUCGGGCGUUCGUGUUAUUUUCGCUCCCUCUUUGGGAUUACGAGGGAAUGCUUCUCUGGUUGUUUUCUUCCUGAAUUUCAAUUUUUAUCUGAAGAAUCUGGAUUCUGUUUAGGGAAUAUAUUGGCAUAUGGGACACUGGGCACGCUUCGGUCAGAGGGAAUAAACGUACGGCUAGACUGAAGUUUUUACCGAACUAUCUUCUUUCCUCGACACUCGCUAGUGAGGUUCGUUUUCCAAAAUACCAAGCUGAAGGGAAGGUCAGCAUAAAUACUCUUGACUGGCUAGUGACGGCAGCCAGUCGGCUUCUUUAAAUAUAUAUAUAGAUAAAGAUGUUUAACAGAAGAGGAGCUGGCUGUACAGGCUUUCAUCGGCGGUCUCGGUAGCCUAAGUCGAGCUGUCAUUCGCACUGUGGUUUAAAGCCGAUAGCCUUUUAAACUUCAUAUCCCGCGUCAUUUAUCAGCCGAGACCGGUGCCUGAAGUCUCUUGCCGUCCUGGUGUAAAUAUGGCCUUUCUUCGGACUUUAUUUAAAUCUAACGAUCGCUAGUUCCGAGAUAAGAUCUUAAAUCGAGGUUUUUUUAUCCUUUAAAUAUGCGAUGAUUAUCACAAGGCACUUGGCCAGUAAGAAGUCUCUCAACCAAGGUCUUGUUCUUUUACAUUAUCCCGCUUCCUGGAUUUCUGGGGAUAUCGAUAAACAUCUUAGUUAUUGAGUAUAUAUAUUUUGAUCUCUGUAGCAAGCUAGAUAGUUACAGUCGUAUUAUUGCCGGCGGUUUUGGGUCCCGUAACUUUUUUUUUUUUUUUAGUAGCAUUUUCUUGGAAUUCAUUACCAGUAGACCAUGAACGGCCUGUCUGUCAGCGAGCUGUGCUGCCUCUUUUGCUGCCCCCCGUGUCCCAGCCGCAUCGCAGCAAAGCUGGCCUUCCUGCCCCCAGAACCCACUUAUGCCCUUCUGCCCGACCUGGAAGCAGGACCCACCCCCACUGCUUCGCUGGGAGCCUCGGGCCUUCGCUCCCGCGGCAGCGGCGGCGGCGGAGGAGGAGGAAGCAGCAAGGUGGAAGAGACGAGGUGGAAGCUCCACCUGACAGACCGGGCCGAGUUCCAGUACUCCCAGAGGGAGCUGGACGGCACAGAGGUCUUUCUUACCCGCUCCAGCCGUGGAAACAGAGUGGGCUGCAUGUACAUCCGCUGUGCCCCUUCUGCCAGGUUUACAGUGCUGUUCUCUCAUGGCAACGCCGUGGACUUGGGUCAGAUGAGCAGCUUCUACAUCGGCCUGGGGACGCGCAUCAACUGCAACAUCUUCUCCUACGAUUACUCGGGCUACGGCGUCAGCACCGGCAAGCCUUCCGAGAAGAAUCUGUACGCCGACAUUGAUGCUGCCUGGCAGGCUUUACGCACAAGGUAUGGUAUUAGCCCGGAGAACAUCAUCCUGUACGGGCAGAGCAUCGGCACUGUGCCCACUGUGGACCUGGCAUCACGGUACGAGUGCGCGGCAGUUGUCCUGCACUCCCCACUGACCUCUGGCAUGCGAGUCGCCUUCCCAGACACCAAGAAGACCUACUUCUUCGAUGCCUUCCCCAACAUCGAGAAGGUAUCCAAGAUCACGUCGCCAGUGCUGAUCAUCCACGGGACAGAGGACGAGGUGAUUGACUUCUCGCACGGUCUGGCGCUGUUCGAGCGCUGCCCCAAGGCGGUGGAGCCCCUAUGGGUAGAGGGGGCCGGGCACAAUGACAUCGAGCUCUACAGCCAGUAUCUGGAGCGCCUGCGCCGGUUCAUCAGCCACGACCUGGCGGCCCAACAUGCCUGAAUGCACCAUUUCUCAAGCCUCCCCAUGUCCAAGGAGAACCGGCUGUAUGUCUGCGAGCUGGAGACCCACGGAUCCGGUGGGCUCCAGGCAUUGGGCAGCUUGUUUACCUGUGUGUGUCUGCGUGAGUGUGAGUAAUAACCGCUCAGGCAGGUGGGUGUCUGUCUGGGUGUCUAACCCGUCUCGCUCUCUCUGCUGUUGGCCUGUCUACUGGUUCCCCUCCAUAUUUGCCUGGAUUUUCCCUCUGUCCAUUAUCAUCCCUUCUAUUACUGUGCAGGAAUUCAAGCUAGUGCUCAUAUUUCCUCUAUGUAUGUGUGCAGUGGUCUUCAACUGUGCUCCUGAACUUCCUCCAAGGAACACUACUGUGUGGAGGCAGAUGUGCCGCCCCCCCCCCCCCCUCCAACAUCUGUCAGCUUCCCCAUGGCGAUCAGUGGCUGGUAUUUCUGGGGCGUAGUGUUUGCUCGUUAGGAGAUAAAGCUGGGAGCAGGAUGGGCUGGGGGAACGUGGGUGACAUCUGAACCUUGCGGAUAACUUAGGAGGGAACUGAUGACUGAUCGCAGCCGCCCCAAAAAAAAACAACUUAAGCAUGACUGCACAUUCCUCAGAAUUGUAAAACGGGGACUGGUGUGUGUGAGAUGGGUUGCGGAGGUCACUGCUGCUUUUCUGUUUUUUUUUUUUUUUGUUUGUUUUGUUUUUUUAAUAAACCAGAUAAACAUAGGGAUAGAAUUUACAUUUUAUAAUGACCUUUACCCUUAUUUUGUUUCUUCCCAUCCUCACGGUUAAGUAUGUGUGGAUGGUUUUAUGUGAUGUGUGUUUCUGCAUUUUCUUUAUAACAUCUCUCGGAACUGUAUAACAAAGAAAUAUUAAAGCAAACAGAAGUCUAUUUUUAUACUAAGUGAAUUAAGGGAGCUAUCACAGACCAAUAUAUUGAUAAAGAAAUAUGUGUACUAUAUCAGAACUGGCAGCGUUCAGCAAUAUAAUCUGCUCUGGAAUCAUGAAUAACAAUCGAGAUGAUUUCACCUCAAGCUGAUGAAGGCAGGAGGUACCAAGCUUUUUUUUUUGCUUUUUUUCUCCUGCAUUUCUGACUUAUCAGCAAAACUGUGUCUUGCAUUUACCGGUGACCUUGAGUUUGCCAGCCAUAUAUGAGGCUAUUGCCCACUUGUGGUUGUGCGAGUCAUGCUCUGAGGUCAGAGGUCAUCAAAAGCGCUGUUGUCCUUGGGGGCGAUCUCAGGCUGCACGGUAUUGUCAGAUCGAUUCAGCCAUCUCACUGCAAUGUCUGUCAUCGAGAGACUCAAUCCACCAUUCAAAACCAUCAAGAAAUGAGAAAGGAAAGUGCCUCCGGGGGGGGAGAUAAAAUUCAUCGAACAGUCUUUGCUCUGUCUGUGUAUUUUGUCAACAAAUUUAAUUCCUUAUUGGAAAGCGGUAAAGGUUGUUUCAAAAUACAGUUAACAUAAUUGUUUAAAGACAGAUUCUCUUUGUGUUUGUUUUUUUUUAAACCCAACUGAUUGACACAUGCAUGUACAGUGUCACUUUAAAACAGAUGCAAGCAUUGGCUGUCAGCUGGACUCUGGCUUAAGUGUGUUUUCCACAGAGCUUUUUGAUUGGAUGGAGAGUACUGGCUAAACUUGCUGCUAAAGAUGGGGAUCGAGGCCUCCCUGCCCUAGGUAAACGUGAUGGAUGCUAAGCUGGGGGGCGGAAGUCACACCUGUGGCAACCAUGAACCCUAGUGUCUCCGCCCUCCAAUAGAAGGGGAGCUGAUGGAGGAAUAUGGGUAAUGCAUGUAUACGCUUGUGUUACCUGUCAUUCUGUAAACACUAAAAGAUUGGUUCUGAUGCAGAGGAAGGCUGCAUAGACAACUGAUCCAUUCAACAGUGCCGUUUCAAACCAGCAGACUGCAACAUUUAUACUGCACUGGAUGGAACAAAAAAGUAUAGACACUACAACUGGAAUGAGCCUUUAUUACUGAAGCCAUUUUUGUUAUGUAUACAUUCUUACUGCAUUCUUUUCUAAUGUCUUCUGCUCUGCUUCAUUGUCCUUCAAGAUUCUCCCAUCAGUUGCCUCAUCAAAUGAGAAUUCAUUUCCUGAGUGAUUCUUGGGCCCAUUUUGUAGGUUCUCUGCUGCUCCAUCCAGAUUGCAGGGGGAGAUAUUCUCCAGCAGAACCAGAACCUCAGAGAGGGACAUUUCGGUGAUCUGGCAUGGAAGGCGGAUCUAUGGGAAAGGCCUUCCUAUCCUCACCCAGGAUGGUGAGGCUUCAUUAUACCAAGCUGUGUCCAAACCAAACAUGGCGAUCCACUGACAUGAGUGUGCACACCACCUGCACACCACCUUUGAGGAAAACCAAAAUACGGCAGAGAAGCCUUGAGCUACACUUUGGCACAAUGCCCUGGAGUUUCUAUUAUCAGAACCAAAGACAACAUGAGCCGAAACAGAGGAGACUUUGGCGUUAAUUGUUUUUUGGUCCUUUCUGGCAAUGGAGUGUAUGGAAGGGGGCAGUGGAAGAGAGUUAGCUUGUAGUGAAUGACUUUUCAUGGGCUUUAUUUUAAUUCGCAGCGCUGCACACACAGUUUUGGGAGCCAUUUUGAAAAAUGUUCAGGUGUCACACCCAGUCCAGACAGAUUAAGUCCUGACAAACUUAAAGACUGGUGAAUACAGGAGUGGGAAUCUGGAUCUGGUAUAUGAAAUGGAGUGUCAGGUUGCCGUGAAUUCCAACAAAACGCAACACAAUGAUAAGUAACUAGGAUGUUUCAUUUACUGAAAUGUACUGUAUGAUAUUGUCUUCUUUCUGAGGGGCGUGCUGAUUGGGAAGGGCGGGGAGGGGUCUGUAAAUAUAUGGGUAAUGUUGUGUUUUAUUGUAUCCUGUUACACUAUGUUUAUAUUAUUUGAAAAUUUGUAAUAUUUAGUUUAAAAUCUUUUCCUUUUUCUCAAAGUAAUAAAGAGAUGGUGUAAUAGACAAUAAAUGAUUUGACCAUGAAUUGAUGAA